Messenger RNA from Etheostoma cragini (Arkansas darter), 1724 nucleotides. RefSeq names its product golgi membrane protein 1 (gene golm1). The coding region runs from base 97 to 1335 and encodes 412 amino acids. Lineage: Eukaryota; Metazoa; Chordata; Actinopteri; Perciformes; Percidae. Gene Ontology annotation, cellular component: Golgi apparatus. The record is from RefSeq and is a predicted model, not a curated record. The transcript is spliced from 10 exons.
UCAAAUAGUAGAUGUAAUUCAGCGCUUAAAGACAGAAAAGAGUGUGCUGAGUCUGACCCUGGCUGUGGUUUGUGUGUUUGUAGUUUGUAGACAGCUAUGGGUGGGCUGGGAAAUGGGCGUCGUGGAGGAAGAUCUCCUCCUCUAAUGAUUGGCGCUCUAAUUGCCUGUAUCCUGGUUUUGGGCUUCAACUACUGGGUGUCGAGCUCCCGCAACCUGGAGCUCCAGACUAAAAUGUAUGAGUUGGAGGGCCAGGUGCGACGUGGAGCAGCAGAGCGAGGAGUAGUGGAGCUAAAGAAGAAUGAGUUCCAGGAGGAGAUCCUAAGACAGAAGGAGCAGAUAAGCCACAUAGAAAGCCUUUACAAGAGGCAGCUCGAAGGAUCUCAGAACACCUGCAGCCAAGAGAAGGGGACACUGCAGCAAAACAUUUCCUCCAGUACCAAAACCGUACAGGAACUCAAAGGUCAUUUAAAUCAGCUAAAUGAUGACCUGGGGAAGCUUCAGAAAGAGCUGCAGAGUUGCCAAGGCAACAUCAAAACCCUCAACAACAAACUCACUUAUGACAUGACCCAUUGUCACUCCCAGGUCCUGUCCCAGAAGGAGUUGUGUGAUGAGAGAGUGGCUGCUGCUAAACUGGAAGUUCAGAAGAAAAUGGAGAAGCUCAUCUCUCCUUCAAGUGUCUACUCACAGCAGGAAAAUGCAGUGGAUGGAGCAGUUAAAGAGGACAAACCAGUCAUGACUGGGGUUGAUGCAGUUAAAACAGCAACUGUUGCAAGCAACACAACAAGCAUCUCUCAGCCCAAAGGAAAUGAUCCACCUGAACUACUGACCAAGGAGAUCAUCAUGGACAAAGGUCUUGAUGCCCCAGUGGACCUGCCUCUAGAGAACGAUCUCUCCAAAGUAGAGUCCCAGUCUGUUCCCUCAGCUGCUGCAGUUAAGCAGCACAUUUUGCAACCACCAGAAGGAGCUGUCAAAACACAGGAUGGUGAGGCAGAGACCACUGAACCUUUGAAGAAUAACCUGACGGAGGAUAAAGAUGUGGAGGUGAUGGAUGCUAAUGAAGAGGGAACUCAGACAGAAGGGGCUGACCCUGGGAUGGAAGGCAUGCUGCUUGGCCAAGAGGCUGCAGAUGAGACUCCAAAUGGUCAGAAACCUGAUGAGCCGGAAGAAUAUGACGAGCAUGUCGUGGGUGGAUUCGAUUUGGAGAAACCGCAACAGAGUAAACUGGCUGAAAAUAUAGACAAGGACAUGGAGGAGGAGCUGGCUGACUAUAAUGGAGACGAUGAGAACGAAGGCGAGUUCGAAGCAGACAAACAAGCUGAGCUUGCUCAAAUCUGAGGGCUGGAGUCGGAGAAGGACUCCUGCACACGACAUAAGGAAGCAGCACCCCUCAUACACCUGCACAACAGCGCUAUAAAGGUUAAUGAAGCCCUCCUAACAGUGAAAACAAACCCAGGUGGAAAUCUCAAUAAAGGUGCUAACAAACCACGGACAUCGUCUGUCACCCUAGUUUUAGCGGUAUGCCACACACCUACUUGCUACUCUGCGACACUUGUCUGCUUUUUUUCAGACGAAGGUUGGAAUCUUACCUGAUUGGCUAUUCAGCUUAAGCAAAUUAUUGCAUGAGAAGGAAAACGGUAGUGAGGAUAGCAAGCAAAUGAUUGUCGAGAUGGCACGCACAGAAGGUCUUUAUCUCAUCUGGGCAAUCCAACACAUGUUGGGGCUUU